AUGUAUCUGCAUCGAGUGGCGGGAUAUGGCACCCACAACAGAGAUCUGAAGCAAUGGAUGGUUCCCCUUCUCACCGCUUUCUCCCUGAUGAUGGUGGUAGUGACCAUUGGACUUCUGGCUCUCUUCCUCGUGUUCGGGACCUUUACAAUUUCGGAUAUUCAGGUCAAUAGCAACUCAGGACGAAAGAGCUCAAAUCAACUGAAAGACUUACAGGAGACGAAUGAAAAUUUGGUGGAUGAAAUAUUUAUAGAUUCAGCCUUGAACAAUCGCUACCUCAAAAACCACGUAGUCAGACUAAAUUCAGAAGAGGAUGAUACAAAAGCAGACAUUGUCAUGGUGUUCCAGCCUCCCACUACAGGGCAAAGAACCGUAGGGAAAAAGACGCACCAUAGCAUCUUAGAUCAGAAGACAAGGAACACAAGAGCUUUGCCAGCUGAUGUCUCACGGGUUCAAGUUAAAGAUUGUGGCAAUCGAGCUAUCCCAUUAAUUGCCAACAGAAUAGUGUCUGGAAACCCUGCAGCCAGGGGUGCCUGGCCGUGGCAAGUUUCCCUUCAGCGAAGCAACAUCCAUCAGUGUGGGGGCACAUUGAUUGGUAACAUGUGGGUCGUCACUGCAGCACACUGUUUUAGAAUCAAUUCAAACCCUCGCCAAUGGACUCUUAGUUUUGGAACAACAAUAAAUCCUCCCUUAAUGAAAAGAGACGUCAGAAGAAUUAUUAUGCAUGAAAGGUAUCGCCCCCCAGCAAGAGACCAUGACAUUGCUCUUGUGCAGUUUUCUCCCAGAGUCACCUUUUCGGAUGAAGUGCGCCGAAUUUGUUUGCCAGAACCCUCUGCAUCUUUCCCACCAAAUUCAACUGUCUACAUCACAGGAUUCGGAGCACUUUACUAUGGCGGGGAAUCCCAAAAUGAGCUCCGUGAAGCCAGAGUACAAAUCAUAAGCAAUGACAUCUGCAAGAAGCGACACGUGUAUGGCAAUGAAAUAAAACGUGGGAUGUUCUGUGCUGGAUUUCUGGAAGGAAAUUACGAUGCCUGCAGGGGUGAUUCUGGGGGACCAUUGGUUAUAAGAGACAACAAAGAUACCUGGUAUCUCAUUGGAAUUGUGAGCUGGGGAGACAACUGUGGUCAAAAGAACAAGCCUGGGGUGUACACACAAGUGACUUAUUACCGACACUGGAUUGCUUCAAAAACGGGUCUCUAA
Molecule: messenger RNA, 1197 nt
Organism: Mus caroli (Ryukyu mouse)
Lineage: Eukaryota; Metazoa; Chordata; Mammalia; Rodentia; Muridae
Source: RefSeq, a predicted model, not a curated record